Molecule: messenger RNA, 4463 nt
Organism: Ectocarpus siliculosus
Lineage: Eukaryota; Phaeophyceae; Ectocarpales; Ectocarpaceae
Source: the annotation of a GenBank genome assembly
AUGCCACCUCUGCCCGCCAAGAAAAGCCCCGGGACCAGCGAUGCUGCUGCAUCGAACCUUGCCAAACAGCCACCGGCGGAGUCUCCGAGAGCCGUUUCUUCUCUCAAGCCGGACACGAGUGAUGGUGCGACCUUCGAGAGCUACCUCUCCUAUAAACCUUCUCAUGGCGAGGAUACCCUUGCAGUUUAUGAAGCUGUGAGCGAUCCAUCGAAAUGGCUGUUGAAGAACAAGGAAACUGGCCAGGAGGUCGAGGCCACAGCGUUCGCAGACACACUUUUGGCUCGUCGUCCAGCCCCCCAAUGGGCCACGGUCUCACCACGCCUGGGAUCCCACUCACACGGAAGCAGGGGCUGGCCAAGACUGCAGCGACACAAAGCCCCCGCAUUUCAGCGGCCAACUUUGCUUCCUCCAAGCAACGGCGACGUUGCUUACUUCCCGCUGGCCCCUGCGGGUCCGCUCACCCCGCCUUCUCUCCAAUUGGGGUUUUCGAGCUUGUCAGGUAGGGCGUCGCCCUUGCGGUUUGGGGCGAGAUCGCCGGUGUCAGGACAGUCCUUCUCGCGUCCGCGCUGUGGAAGCAACUCCCAUGGCCGAAGCAACAGCGACAGCACGACAAGCAGUGUUAUCCUCAGCGUCGACGCACCCCCCACUUUCAAGCUCCGCAACAUGAGCACAACCCAGUUGUUGCCGAGGCUCCACCCCGGAGGUGUGAGGGCGAUGUCGUUCAGCCCUUCCGGUGCAUUCCUCGCGACAUGCGGAAUGGACCGACGCUGCUGCGUUUUUCGGGUUCAAAAGCGUCGCCAAACACUGGCUCUCGGAGAAGGUUCUCCGAACGCCGCAGCGGUAGCCGUUGGCCUUCCGGUGGACCGAGGAAUGUCGAGGCAGCCGAGCUCCGUUUGCGUGGAGGGGCGCCUGGUAGACGACCAACCUCUGCGGGUUCUCACGGGGCAUGUUGAUUCUGUCGUGGCCUUGGCUUGGGCGGGGGGGGACAACGCGCUCUUGACAGGGUCAUCCGACGGGACUGUGCGCUGUUGGCACCCGUUGGAGGGGAACGAGUGCUCGGAAGUUUACGAGCACGGGGGGGGGGUGACUUCCGUGGCCUGGGAGCCCGGAGGUGAAGCGCACGGGGGCAGAUUUUUGACGGGGUGCAUGGACGCGAGAAUCCGACUGUUUUCCUUGGAUUCUCCGGAGGUGGAACAGUCGGUUCUGUCGGAGAGGGCUGUGACUGCCGUCGCUUUUUGUCCGGGGGGACAAAGCUUUGCCGCGGGCGGCAUAGCCGGCAACGUUGAGUUCUACCGCAUGGAAAACAUGUCGCUCGAGCUGACGGUCGAGUGCCGCCGGCAUGGCUUUCGGCAUUCGGCUGCACAGCGAACACGCCUCGCGACGAGCCCCGUUAGACGACUGUCCGUGGGCACCGGCGACGGGCGGUCAAAUGGUGCCGGCGGCGACCGCGUCCAGAUCAACGAUAACGGCAAUACCAACGGUGGCAGCGGUAGAGGACGCGGCAGAAGACGACGAAACACAUUGGGGUCGAGAGCCGGAGCUCGAGUUCCAGGCACUGUAGAGGAACGAGUUACGGGACUGUGCUUCCGCCCACCAACGAAAGGGCCGGCUGAGCUGGCGGGGGACUGCAGUGAUUCAGAUGGGGAAGAGCACCGACUGAGCGGCGCCUCACGCAGCACUGGGGGGAAGAUGGGUGAAAACUCGCAGGAGGUAGCCCCGAGUCCCCGCGCUGGAGGUGAGGUCGUGGCACCGCAGGCGGACGAGAAGGAUGCGAACGGCAGUGGCAAUCUGUGGGUGGAGCGUCUCGAGGCUGACCUCCUUGUGAGCACAAACGACAACCGCUCGCGCAUACUGGUGUCAGGGGAGAGGGGUGUGACUGUCGGGUUCAAGCUCAAAGGGCACAGCACCGAGGGGGAACUCGGGCGGCACACGGCGGCGCGAUACAGCGACGACGGAAACUUGAUCGUAAGCGGUGCCACAGAUGGAAGUGUUCACGUCUGGCCAACGCCGACCACCCCGCCAGGCACCAAAUCGGUGACUUGGUCAAGUGGGCGGGAGGGGCACGAGCGGGCGCGGGUGUGCGAUAAGAGGGUAGGUGUCCCGGUGGCCUUCUUUGCCCCCGCUAGCGUGGCGAAGAACCUCGGAGGGACAUCGAGCCGUGUGAUCGUGACCGGAGACAACGAGGGCAAUUGCAAAAUAUUCUGCGAACAGCGUGCAGAUGGAGAACCGUGAGGGUCGGGUUGGGUUUGGGCGUGCCCGUACCUCUCUUUUUCUGCGCAUCAUCCGCAGCUUUUGCUCCGGGUGUGUAUUCGUGGUAUUCGACGUCUGUACGUUUUGAAAUGUUUACAAUGGUUCGGAGGUGCUGUGUGCGCGUAAGCGACUUCAUAGGACAUAGAACGGCCGGAGGCCGAUGCACAUGAAAACGCUGCAUACACCGUGCGUAUUGUGUGGUUCGGUUUGGGUAUUCGUUUCGCGCAUGAAACUCUCUUUUCUAUAUAUGUUAACGUGUUUUCGGGUGUCUUUCCCUGUUGAAUACCCGCCGCCUAAAGUGUAUGUUCUGUUCUGUUUUUUAAACGUGAUAUGCCCACGUGCACGUUUUGUAUUCGUGUUGGUGGAUUUUACCCGUAUUCUCCGUGCUAGAAGAGCUGGACCUGUGGCAACAAACAACAUAGUUCAAAAUCCAACUCAGUGCUUUCAGGCGUGGUAGCGGUGGCCAUUUGGUUUUCUAUAAAUGUUGCUUCAGAAGUUGUCCUUCGUCAACGUGCCGGGAGGUGUCGAAUGGGCAGGCUCUACCGAACGGGAACUAGAGAUGGGCCCCGUUUGAAAAAUAACUGGUAAUACUCGGUUAUCUGGAUAUGAGCGACGGUUAUCAAAAAAAGAAUAGAGGAGGCAUUUCGAAAAGGAGGCGUUUUUCAAACGGUUAUAACCGGUUAUCCGGUCAACUGGCGCUGAAAACCCUGGUUAUUCGGCGGUUUUUUACUUGAGAAUAGCGUCUCCUAGCCGUUUUUCGCUCAUUGGUUGUUCCAUUCUGGUGCCCAUCUCUUCUUUGACCCUACGACAAUACAACGUGUGCGUGAAAUAUUGCGCCAUACACCGGUAGAAUUGAAAGAUGGUGUGUAUGCCAUAGCCACAAAACAGACCCAGUUUUGAGAGAUUGCGGAGGCGUUUCCUUAUAUGAUCCAGUUAACUGGUGUAACCGGUUAAUCGGGGCUGAAAAAAAACGGUUAUACCGGUUAUUGAAUUUUGAGAAUAACGCCUCCUAGUCGGUUAUCGGAUGUUUUUUCACGUCCGGUACCCAUCUCUAACGGGAACCCGUCUUGAUGCCGUGCCUCCCCCUUUCACCCGCUCAUGGAACAGGUUGGACAGUCCGUGCCAUCGUGUGUAGUUGCCGGUGUUCCCGCGUGCGAAGCAACAAGGUUAUUGCAACAGUUGUUGGCAGUUUCUGAAUACUACUCAUCAUACUUUACACCCGAGUCUAGGCUACCUCAAGAACUCCAUAGCAUACGGUGCUGCCCUUUGAAGCAAAGGUGCUAGUCUCCCCCUGAAUGUUUGGCAUCCGCCCCACUGCUGUCCUGGGCGUCUCUCCCGGACGUGGCUGACUGUACGUAAACCGCUCCGCUGGAGUCGGAUGAGGCAAACAUACAGCCGCUAUUGCUUAUGGCAACAGAGUAAAUCUCGAAGCCCCGGUGGUGGCUCGCCUUUUUGAAGACACGGUUGGGGAAUUGCGAACCUACUCUCCAAGAUCGAAGCUCCCCUUCCAUGGUUCCGGCGAAGACAUCCCCACUCCCGGUCCCGCCCCUGCCUCUACCCCACCCCCCAACGCCACCAUUCGGAGAGCUUUCCACAAGCACUGGGCGGGCACGAGACAGCCUUGGGUAGCCAAAGCGGUAUACGACCUCGUGAGAUUGGGUGUCGAAGAGAGUGACAGUGCGAUUUCGUGAUCCCACUAGAAUCCCUUUCCCAUCGGACGAAACCUGGACUGAACACGCGCUCGCAGCUGCACUAGUGCUGCACGCAACGCAGGCCUCUCCCGCGCAUAUCCGUGCCCCCGCUGUGCGAACUCGCCGCCUGCUCGCCUGCCAUGUCUUUAAGCCGCCAGGGAUCCAUGUCUUCCCGUUCCCUUCGUGCAGGCAACCGGAUGCUGGAAGAGAGGACACGGAAAGACGUGCAUGAGGCUCGUCCCGCGCAGGCAACAGCACCUUGCGGGUUGGCCCUGCGGGGCCCUGCUGCCCUCUGUCCUUCGACGAAGGAGAGGGACUAAAACCAGGGUUCGAGGCACCUUCAGUGCCUCCUCUUCUCCCGCUCCAGGGGCUGUUGCUGCAACUGCUGCUUGCGCUGCUGAUCCUACUGGUGGUGCUGCCGCCGCUUGAGCGAAGGGGAAAGUCGUUCUCCUUCCCGGAAGGCGUCUCAUAGCUGCACUGCUCGCGACUGCCUCUAGUGGAUGAGGCCACGGACUCCGCGUC